Messenger RNA from Blepharisma stoltei, 261 nucleotides. NCBI's taxonomy places the organism in Eukaryota, Ciliophora, Heterotrichea, Heterotrichida, Blepharismidae. The record is from the annotation of a GenBank genome assembly.
AUGGAUAUAUCUCUUUUGUUUAAAUUUAUGCUUGGAAAGAUAGAAGCAGAUCAUGUUAAUAGAAAAGAAUUAAAACUUAUGUCAAGGAAAACGCUAAAUGACUCGAAGAAAAGUAACAUCAUUAUUGAAAUUACAGAGAAAGAGAACCUAGAGGUUAGAGUUGAAGGAGAAGAUGAUUCUUAUAGAAAUCAAGCUGUGAUUGGUAGCGAUGAGAGGCUAAGGGCUGAUGAAAAUGAAAAAUUGAAUAAUGAUGCUAUGUAA